AUGUCCGCUGCUCUAGUGAACAGAUCAUUAACAACAGUGAGAACGGAGUUGGAGUUUUUGCGUGAUUCAGAAAUCAUUACUGAUGCCCUCUACAUAAAGUUAGUUGAGGCUUUACCUCAGAAAUACAAAAAGGAUGAAAAGCCAUGGGACGUUGAUGCUUUACAAAUUGGUACAGCUUCUAAAAAGGAAGAGUUUUCGCCACCAGCAAAUCCACCAGCUCCAUCAUUCGAAGAGAAAUCAAAUAAGUUAGUGCAAGAGUUUGCCAACACUCGUAUUUCACCGCCUGACUACCCACCAGCUCCACCUCGUUCUGGGCCUAAACCAGUUGGAUACUGUGCUGCUUUGUUUGAUUACGCUGCACAAGAACCAGACGAUUUGAGUCUAAGUAAAGGAGACAAAUUGGCCGUUGUUGAACACUUAUCGGAAGAUUGGUGGAAGGGGUACAAAGCAGGAUCUACCCCAGAGAAGGCUGGUGUAUUCCCUUCAAAUUAUGUGAAAGUGAUUUCAGAAGUAGAAUUUAACUCAUCUGAAAACAGAUUGGCUGCACCACGUCCAUCACCACCAUCACUGCAGAAUUCUUAUUCAUCAUAUGGCCCACCAGGUUACAAUCAACCUCCAUCACUGAACCAGCCUUCCUAUGGAGGUUACGCACAGUACCCACCACCAUCAACAAACUACUAUCCUCCCCAACCAUAUCAACAACCACCACCACAACAGGUUGUAGUGGCUCCUGAGCAACAACAACAAUCAAGUGGACAUGAUCGUGUUAAGAAAUAUGGAAGUCGUUUUGGAGAAGCUGCGUUAUUUGGUGCUGGUGCAUCAGUUGGUGCCAACAUUGUCAAUUCUAUUUUAUAG
Molecule: messenger RNA, 855 nt
Organism: Lodderomyces orthopsilosis Co 90-125
Lineage: Eukaryota; Fungi; Ascomycota; Pichiomycetes; Serinales; Debaryomycetaceae
Gene: PIN3
Product: Pin3p
Exons: 1
Coding region: 1-855 (284 amino acids)
Biological process (GO): protein transport to vacuole involved in ubiquitin-dependent protein catabolic process via the multivesicular body sorting pathway
Cellular component (GO): ESCRT-0 complex
Molecular function (GO): protein binding
Source: RefSeq, a predicted model, not a curated record